CAGCUAUUGAUAACACAUUUGCUAAAAGUUAAAGAGUUUGCUCAUAAAUAGAAAUCAUUGUUCGUGUCAUUAGAUUUGGUUUUGGCAGCAAAAUGUGGAAAUCAAUACAAUAUUUGUCAGUAAUAUUAGCUGUGGUUUGUGUCCAGCAGUUAAGGGCCGACACACCGGCUAACUGUACGUAUGAAGACAUACGAGGGGUUUGGGAGUUCUCGGAGUCGGAAGCGUCUGCCGAACGCUCAGAGGUCUGCAACGGAUCGCAGGUUUUGCUCAAUAAAGUGAGGUUUGAGUUGUUGUUUCCUAACAUUGCUGUCGACAACUUCGGUAACAAAGGAAUUUGGACAAUAAUUUAUAACCAGGGCUUCGAAGUUGUCAUUAAUUAUCGCAAAUAUUUUGCGUUUUCUGAUUACCGCCAAAAUGGCACAAAUGUGAGCAGUUUGUGUCACCAAACCAGACCCGGGUGGUCGCACGACGUGUUGGGACAUAACUGGGCCUGUUUUACGGGACUCCGGAUCAGUGGUAGUCAUGAGCCCAAGACAUACACCACUAAACUUGGAGGUCCUGUCGGUGUGUAUCGACAGAACCCGCACUCUAUUCAGCAAAUUAACUCAAUUCAAAGUCUAUGGACAGCCAAACAUUACCCACAUUUAGAGGGAAAGCCUUUGAGAGAUAUCCAUAAUAUGAAAGGUGGACCCAAAUCGAGAAUCUUAAGUCCUCCAGCACCAGCAGCCGUAACUGAUAAAGAUUGGAGGGAUGCCCUACAACUGCCCGACCACUUUGAUUGGAGAAACAUUAGUGGAGUUAAUUAUGUGUCGCCCGUCAGGAACCAGGGCUCGUGUGGCAGUUGUUACGCGUUUUCAUCGAUGGGUAUGAUUGAGGCCAGGCUCCGAGUUCAAUCCAAUAAUACGGUUCAGGAAAUACUGUCGCCGCAAGAUGUGGUCAGUUGUUCAGAGUAUGCCCAGGGAUGUGACGGCGGUUUCCCAUAUCUUAUUGCAGGCAAAUAUGCGCAAGACUUUGGUUUAAUACCGGAGUCGUGUUUCCCAUACACAGGUGCCGGUGACCAGUGCCACGAGAAAAAGUGUCGACGCUAUUACACCGCACACUACGACUACGUGGGCGGCUAUUACGGCGCUUGUAAUGAGGAGGCGAUGCGGUUAGCACUGGUACGCAAGGGACCCAUUUCCGUGUCCUUUGAAGUGUACGACGACUUCAUGUCAUACGCGGGCGGCAUAUAUAAGCACACGGGUGUCACACAUGGUCUCCAGUUUGAACCCUUUGAGAUCACCAAUCAUGCGGUGCUGGCCGUGGGGUAUGGUGUCGAAAAUGGACAGAAGUACUGGAUUGUUAAGAAUAGUUGGGGAACGGGAUGGGGGGAAAGUGGGUACUUCCGCAUCAGUCGCGGCAGUAAUGAGUGUAAUAUAGAGAGCAUUGCCGUCGAAGCCAUUCCUAUUCCUUAAGAGAUAUUGAAUAUUAGAAAAUAUAUUAUUAUGUUUGAUACAUUUGUUUAAUUAAAAUCAUUUUUAUAAUGCUUG
This is a messenger RNA of Oppiella nova, 1529 nucleotides long. The record is from the annotation of a GenBank genome assembly. Lineage: Eukaryota; Metazoa; Arthropoda; Arachnida; Sarcoptiformes; Oppiidae.